This is a messenger RNA of Solanum tuberosum (potato), 750 nucleotides long. RefSeq names its product (S)-N-methylcoclaurine 3'-hydroxylase isozyme 1-like. Gene Ontology annotation, molecular function: iron ion binding; heme binding; monooxygenase activity. NCBI's taxonomy places the organism in Eukaryota, Viridiplantae, Streptophyta, Magnoliopsida, Solanales, Solanaceae. The record is from RefSeq and is a predicted model, not a curated record. Bases 36 to 725 code for a protein of 229 amino acids. The transcript is spliced from 2 exons.
CAAUUAAACGUCAUAGCUCGAAUUUUUUGAAUGUCAUGAUUGAUAGUGGAUUCUCAGAUUUACAGAUCAAUAUCUUAGUGAUAGAAUUAGUGGGUGCGGGUUCUAACACCACAACCUCAACAAUUGAAUGGGCAAUGAUAGAGUUGCUGAGGAACAAGGGUGCUAUGCACAAAUUUCAGGCUGAGCUUACAAGUAAAUUCAGGGAAAAUGAUAUAAUAACAGAAUCAAACAUCAGUGAACUUCCAUAUUUGGCUGCUAUUGUCAAGGAGACAUUGAGAAUCCAUUCACCUACUCCCUUCUUGAUUCCUCGUCGUCGUGCUCCUGAGACGUGUAAGAUUAUGAAUUAUACCAUCCCAAAUAACUCGAAGUUGUUUGUCAAUGUUUACACAAUAGGGCGUGACUCCAACUUAUGGGAAGAUUUUAAGUUCAUACCAUUUGGUGCAGGGAGGAGAAUAUGCCCUGGCUUAGGUUUUGCUCGACAAGAAAUUCACUUGAUUUUAGCUUGUUUGAUCCAUUACUUUGAGUGGUCAAUUCCUAAUGGUGAGGAUCCAAUGCAGUUAGAUAUGGAAGAAAAAGUUUGGGUGUUACUCUACAGAAAGAAAAGCCUCUACUCAUUGUCCCUAUGUAAUGUGUAUAUCUUUUUUGUUCUACACAUGCAACAUGUAGUACCUUCACUUACAAAUAAAAACUAUACUAUUAUGUUCCAAAGCUAUCUUAUUUUUUAGAAUGGAAUUAGUUUUUGCAUUGUUA